UAAUCGAGAGCUGUUUGAGUAAUACUUGCAGCACUGAGGAACUGUGCAUUGUUAUCGGUUGAAAAAAACAACUGGAUUUUUUUCUUAGGACAAUUUCUCUCCUCUCUCUCUCUCUCUCUCUCAGCGUGACGACUACUAAUUCAUUCCAUCGAUCGAAUGGCGAAAGCUUCAACUUUAGCAGAGACUUUAGCAGAGACUCUAGCGAAGGAGCUGCAAUGUGGAGUUUGCUCGCAGCAAUUUAAGGAACCUAGAGUUCUCCCUUGUCUUCACUCCUUCUGUAAGUCUUGCUUGGAAGGAAUGUUGAAUAAACAGGGAAUCGGUUGGAGAGUUGGGUGUCCAUUCUGCCGAGCGAGCGUGGAGAUUCCCCAAGGAGAAGUUGAUUUGCUACCAGAUAAUUUCAUGCUCAACAACAUGUUGGCCAUGUUUGCCCUUGUUUUGGAAAAAGGUAGCCUUGGCUGCGAUAACUGUGACAGUGAAGACCCCCCUGUCAAUAGAUGCACAACCUGCUUUCAAUUUCUGUGUGAGAUUUGCACAAUGGGACAUAGAGGGGGCCGCACCACCAAAAGUCACCAUUUGAUGAACCUGGAGGAGGCUGUAGAGGAAGGACCUAUGGCUGUCUACAUGUCACGCCCAUCCUUUUGCAAAGAACACAGUGGAGAGAUGCUCAAGCUCUUUUGUGAGACAUGCGACAAAGCUGUUUGCAGUGAUUGCACAGUUGUUAAGCAUCAGCGUCACAAAUCU
Stylophora pistillata is the source of this 741-nucleotide messenger RNA. Its product is annotated as E3 ubiquitin-protein ligase TRIM45-like. Gene Ontology annotation, molecular function: zinc ion binding; protein binding. The record is from RefSeq and is a predicted model, not a curated record. NCBI's taxonomy places the organism in Eukaryota, Metazoa, Cnidaria, Anthozoa, Scleractinia, Pocilloporidae.